Molecule: messenger RNA, 1674 nt
Organism: Bipolaris sorokiniana ND90Pr
Lineage: Eukaryota; Fungi; Ascomycota; Dothideomycetes; Pleosporales; Pleosporaceae
Exons: 1
Coding region: 288-1577 (429 amino acids)
Biological process (GO): GPI anchor biosynthetic process
Cellular component (GO): Golgi membrane
Molecular function (GO): glycosyltransferase activity
Source: RefSeq, a predicted model, not a curated record
CAUCAGCUACAGUGGUAGAUCCCCGCCCGACAGACAGCAUCAGCCCUGGUGGAGCCUCCGCUCAGACCCCCCGUACCCGCCUUCCUCUAGAGGCCGUUGCUCCUAUCUUUUUUUUCCCUAUCCACAUGUCAACUAAUACCGCGCCUUCACGAUGACAUGAUCUGCUUCUGCACACCACCUUCGUUUCCCUCACCCACACCCUUCCUUUAGCGAUGCCACCACGCCCUUGACCACACUUACUUCAACUCUACCUCCCUAAUACUCCGCUCGCUAUAGCCUACACAACCAUGCACUUCUCACCCUCGCGCAUCGUCAUAGGCUUUGCCAUCUUCAUUGCUUUUAGCUUCAUUUACACCAUCAACUCCGUAUCCGCCCGCGACCCGACCUCCGUCUUCUUCGAUCCCAACAAAGGAUACACUCCGCGCUAUUCCGCCCUUAGACGCCAGCAGGCCGAAGCCUUUGUUUCCGCCUACAACCCCGCCACCGUCGUUAAGGCCGGCCCCGAAAGGCAGAGGAAGCUGUGUGUCGGCAUACCCUCGUUCAAGCGCGAGGGUACCCAGUAUCUUCCCGAUGCAGUAGGCUCUCUCCUCGAGGGUCUGACGCCGGAAGAGCGGAAAGAAAUCUACCUUAUUGUCUUCAUCCCCCACUCACGGCCCGAGAUACACCCAGCCUACAACGAGGCCUGGCUGCCCGGACUUGCCGAUGAGGUUCUCACCUAUGGAUACGGCUUCGACCGUAUGCAGUACAUUCGCAAUCUCGAGACACAACACAAGAUUGACGAAAAGGGCAUAUUCGACUACAGAUACCUCUUGGACAAGUGCAGAGAGCAAUACACGCCCUACAUUGCCCUUUUUGAGGACGACACCGUAGCUGUCGAUGGCUGGUACCACCGCACUAUUGCCGCCAUCGAUGAGGCAGAGCGCAAAGCCGCCCUCCAACGCGCAAAGCCCGACUUCCUCUACCUGCGCCUCUUCUACACCGAAGAAUUCCUCGGCUGGAACGCCGAAGAAUGGUCCACAUACCUCAAAAACUCCCUCUAUGUAGCCCUCAUCCCCACCGCCAUCUUCAUCUUCAUCCGCUGCUUCCAGCCAACCACCAAAUUCUCCCUGACCGUCGUCACCCGUCGCACCCUCGUAGCCACCUACGCUGUCCUUGCAAUCAUCAUCCUCCUAUUCUUCGCCUUUGGCCGCAUAACUGUCCAACCCAUGCCCCCCGGCGUCCACGAAAUGCCCGCCUUCGGCUGCUGCGGCCAGGCUUACGUCUUCCCCAACGUCAAAGCCACCGAAAUCGUAGAAUACUUCAAGGACCGUCAUCUAGGUUACAUCGAUGUCCUACUUGAGGACCUCGCCAAUGAGCGCCACGAACUGCGUUAUGCCAUUACGCCUAGUCUUGUGCAGCAUGUCGGUCGCACCAAUUCUCAUCAUGACGAUGGGCUCAUGAGUAAAUGGGGGCUCAGUGUUGCCGAGCGCAUAUGGAGUUUUGCCUUUGAGAAGUUUGAUUGGAGGGCUCUGCGCCAAGAGCAUGAAAUAGUUGCCAACUUGAGGCGGCAGGCCACGGUCGGGACGACGGGGAUCUAAGAUGUGCACAUAUUUUCUUUUUCUUUGUUGGACUUUGGUGAAGAGCACCUAAAAUGGUUUUAUGACGCUCGGUUUAGAGAUGUUUUUGCUUGCUGGA